AUGAUUAUAAAAAAUCUUUUAAUAAAUAAAAUGGCUAAUUCUCUUAUCAUAAUGCUGGCUUUACUGCCAAUUUCAAUUUCCCAAUACUCAUAUUCCAACUGUCCUUGCUCAACAGAACAGUUGCAUAAUAAAAAAUGUGAUCAAGAAUGUAAUACCAGUGACUGCAAUUGAGAUAAUGAUGAGUGCUCGUCUAAUGGAGGCUUUGAAUAUGUCCAAAUGAUGGUGAUUCUUGGUGCUGCUGUUGGAUUUAUUGCAACAUUGUAAAUUUUAUUUAGCUUAUUUUUAUGCUUUGUUUCAGUAAGGCUAAAAUUAUUCAGCAAUCUAAGAAGCUUAGGACCUACCAACCCUUCAGAAAAUCACGUAACAAAGGAACAAAUAACUGAAGAGGUUCCACCUAUGAAUUUUUCAGAAGAUACAAAGUACUCUGGGGAGCCAGUUUGCACUAUCUGCCUUACUGAUUUCAAAAAUGGUGACGUGGUUAGGAUAACCAAGUGUAUAUAAUAAGAAAAAAUAUUUGAUAUUUUUACUAUUUUUUUAAAAAAAUUUAUCAUCUCCAAGUGUAUGCAUAUUUUUCAUUCAAAAUGCAUAGAGGAAUGGCUGCUUUCUACGAAUCAUCCAAAAUGUCCUGAUUGCAACAAAAUUUAUGUUUUUCAUGAGUUUUUUCAGUAA
Blepharisma stoltei is the source of this 669-nucleotide messenger RNA. NCBI's taxonomy places the organism in Eukaryota, Ciliophora, Heterotrichea, Heterotrichida, Blepharismidae. The record is from the annotation of a GenBank genome assembly.